AUGUCUCAGCCACAGACUGGUAACAAGGCCUUGGGCCAAGACAAGAGCCGAGACACACCGGCACCCCCCAAGGAGCACGGCACCUGGCACAAAGCAGCAGUCCUUCUUGUCGGCGGACCCGAUGGCCACCUAAUCGGCGACAGCUCCUUCGUCGGCGGCAAGCUCAAGAAGGAUACAGAGAACAGCGACUUUGGCGUCUGCUUCGAUAUCGACUACGGUCGCGACCCCCCGGCGCCCAAGACAUCCGAGUCGUUGACAAUCAUCCUCAAGUUCCGCGAGGUGAUGGUCGAUAUCCCUGGUGGCUGCGGCGAUCUCAAGUACCGGACCAAGCCGUUGCCGGACGGGAAGCUCAAGGACAAGAUCCAGCCCGACAAGCGGACAUUCGUGCGGUUCAUACUGCGCCAGCCGCCAGUUGUCGAGGGAUUUGGCUUGCCGUUCUCCGACCCGGCCCGGCACGAGCCCGGUCGCAAGCUCGAGAAGUUUAUACUCGGAAGCUUCCCGGGUGUCAAGAAGUCCCCGGAGGGCACGCUUCUCCCCGUGAUCCUGCACUGCCCCGGACAGGUCAUCGUGCAGCCCGAGACCCUGUCCAAGUCGAACCCGAUGCAGAUCAAGGUCACCGUCAAGUUCAUCGUCGAGCUGGUCCAGGAGAUGAAGAUUGAUCCGAAGGGGAUCGUCAUCAUCAACCCCUACAAAUGGGCCGCGGAUAAAGGCAUGCCAGAUGCCGCCACUGUUGACUCGUUCCAUGGUCGCGAGGGUGUCCUAACCUUCUUCAUCUCGAUCUCCAACUUGGAAUCGGGCCCUGGCUUCGUCUCGGACAGGAACCGCCUGAACGUUGCCGAGACUAGGCAACAGUCCGGCCUCGUCAUCAUCGGUGACAAGUAUGUCAUGGGCAAGAAGGCAACGGUCGACAAGAAUGAGACGGCCAAGAGCAUCCGGAUUCCGGGCCCUGAUGGCGAGAUGCAGCCGAUCAAUCCGGGCGCCCUCUUGGACACCAUGAGGAAGAUGAUCGAGCUUGACCGCAUCGCGGACGAUCGGAACCCUGAGUUGUCGGGGCUUGCCGAGCGGGAGGCGGACAGGGAGGCCAUGGGCAAGGGCAAGGGCAAGGAGUAG
Diaporthe batatas is the source of this 1110-nucleotide messenger RNA. RefSeq lists its product as uncharacterized. The transcript is spliced from 5 exons. The coding region runs from base 1 to 1110 and encodes 369 amino acids. NCBI's taxonomy places the organism in Eukaryota, Fungi, Ascomycota, Sordariomycetes, Diaporthales, Diaporthaceae. The record is from RefSeq and is a predicted model, not a curated record. Gene Ontology annotation, molecular function: 5'-3' DNA helicase activity.